Molecule: messenger RNA, 714 nt
Organism: Lachancea sp. 'fantastica'
Lineage: Eukaryota; Fungi; Ascomycota; Saccharomycetes; Saccharomycetales; Saccharomycetaceae
Source: the annotation of a GenBank genome assembly
AUGACUUCAUUGGUACAGGGAUUUAUCGAGAAUCUAGCAGAGAACUACGCUUCUGACAAAUGGAACGAUUACGCGGGUGAACGCUUUCAGCCAACCAAAGAUCCUUUUUAUGAAGUAUUACCGGAGGGCAAACGCAAAAGACGCAAACUGCCUGAGUACUGCUCACCGCGCGAGAAAAAGCUUUGGAAGAAACUGCAAAAUCGGGCCUGGAAGGAUGAUAGGUGUUUAUGUGGAUGUUUAUGGGUGAACUGGGGUUUGGGACUCGCUCCCAUGCUGUCCAUAAUUCCGACAAUCGGGCCUAUCAUUAUGUAUUCAGUUCAUUCUAAACUGAUCUCCAUGGCAGACAGAGAGCUGGCUUUGCCGGCAGAACUGGUCGCAAAGAUGCAUGGAAACAUCUUGUUGGAUCUGUUAAUCUCGCUGCCACCGGUACUUGGCGUCAUUUUUGCGUGGAUGAAUGCAUGCUCGACCCGCAAUUGCGCCAUGAUUUACAAUCACCUUGCUAAAAAGGCUAUCAAUAGUCAUAAUGCAUAUCUACAACAGCAAGCUCAACAGCCUUCACCAGCUGCCCCUCGACCCAACACUGCAAUCCGGCCUAAUACUGCAACGGCUGCUACAAUGCCACCAGCUUCAUCAAUGCCACCACAGUCUACGAAUUCCUACAAAACCAGAAGUGAUCCACGUAUGGCACCUCGAAGACCUCCCCCAGUCCACUAA